GCAAAAAGCCAUGGAUGAAUGAAAUAUAGAGAGAAAGAGGAAGGGUUUGUGUUUCAGUCUGUGAUUGAUUAGGUCUUCUUCUUCGACCUUUACACCUUCACUUCAAUCUUUACACUUUCACUUCAACAAUCCAAUUCAAUCCAAUCCAACCAACUCACCAUGACAGACUACGCGCAAGAACAAGAAAUGGAGAUCGAAGCAUUGGAAGCUAUACUUAUGGAUGAAUUCAAAGAAAUACAUUCAGGUGAAAGUGGUUUAAGCACUUCCAAUAGGUGCUUCCAGAUUAAAAUCACUGCUCAGGAGGAAGAUGGAGACGAGUCAAAUACUAAUCCAGCUCAACAACUGGCUUUGAUCUUCGCGCACACAGAAAAAUAUCCAGACGAACCUCCGCUUUUGAACGUGAGCAGUUUGCAAGGAAUAUCGUCUGAAGAUUUAAGGAUUUUGAAAGACAAACUUCAACAAGAGGCAUCUGAAAAUCUUGGCAUGGCUAUGAUUUACACACUUGUUAGCUCAGCUAAAGAGUGGUUGACUGAGCGGUAUUGUGAAGACUCAGAUGGUGAUGCUGAAGCAGAAGAGGCGGCCAAAGAAGAUAUAGUGGUACCCCAUGGAGAAGCAGUUACUGUUGAAACGUUUUUGGCAUGGAGGGAAAGGUUUGAAGCUGAACUAGCACUUGAACGAGCCAAGCUAAUGCCAGAGUCUGUGCUUGCUACUUCGAAGGAAAAAAAACUCAGUGGCAGACAGUGGUUUGAAAGUGGAAGGAUGAAAGGUGCAGCUGUUGUCACUGAAGAUUUGGAUGAGGAGGAUGAGGAAGACAUUGACUUUGAUGAUGAUGGGGAUUUUGAAGAUGAUGAAGAUGAUAUGCUUGAGCAUUAUCUAGCUGAAAAAUCGGAUUCAUCCACACAUUCUUCCAUGCGAGCAAGUUAAAUUGCAUAUGUAAUUUUAUUAUGUAGUGAUUUACAGCUUUCCUUGUUGUCUUUUGAGGGAGUUUCCAUCAUAAGGGGGAUUUGUUUUUGUUAUCAUUAAGGAAAGAGUAUUUAGCAGAUGUUUUUGGCGUGUGACAAUGUAUUAUGGAACAUUUUUGUUUUGUAGUUAUCGGCUAUAAAUUAUAUGAACACAAAGACUAAUGGGUGGACAAACUAUUCAACUAAAUUUGAAGUGAGAGAAUGAGAUGAGUUUGUUUCAUUAUGAACCAUGCAAAAGUAUAAUGCAAUAAAUCAAGAAUUUUCCCAUGUUUUUAUCUCA
This is a messenger RNA of Medicago truncatula (barrel medic), 1242 nucleotides long. Its product is annotated as RWD domain-containing protein 1. NCBI's taxonomy places the organism in Eukaryota, Viridiplantae, Streptophyta, Magnoliopsida, Fabales, Fabaceae. The transcript has 11 exons. Bases 160 to 924 code for a protein of 254 amino acids. Gene Ontology annotation, molecular function: protein binding. The record is from RefSeq and is a predicted model, not a curated record.